Ziziphus jujuba (common jujube) is the source of this 1771-nucleotide messenger RNA. Its product is annotated as protein STRICTOSIDINE SYNTHASE-LIKE 3. NCBI's taxonomy places the organism in Eukaryota, Viridiplantae, Streptophyta, Magnoliopsida, Rosales, Rhamnaceae. The transcript has 4 exons. Gene Ontology annotation, molecular function: strictosidine synthase activity. Bases 272 to 1447 code for a protein of 391 amino acids. Gene Ontology annotation, biological process: biosynthetic process. The record is from RefSeq and is a predicted model, not a curated record.
GGCCUCCUAUCUACCAGUUAACAGAAAAUAUGCACACCUACCAACUCCCCCUUCUUCUCUACUGUGUGUUAUAUAGAAAACAAAAUCAUCAUCCUGAUUUUCCAAAGAAAACACCUAACCCCACUCAGAAAAAAACAUACACAAAUAUAAUAAAAUAAAAAUAAAAACCCAGUUUUUGACAGGAAUUCAAAGUUCCACACUUCCACCUGAAAAUUUUUCUCAGCUUCCAAACACCCACCUUUUUUCUCUUUCGGUCACCGGCAAAACCACAAUGUCGCGGGCCGGAGUUCUCGCAGUUGUCUUCCUCCUUCUCGCUCUGUAUUGUGGAACGGACCCUUUUAAACACAGUGCGAUUUCGGAGUUCCCCGACUUCGAAGCUCAUAGAAUCGAACUUCCAGCUUGGUCCCUUAUUCCUCCGGAUAGGGACCCCGAGAAUUUGCUGCAGAAGUCGGAGAUUAAGUUUCUGAAUCAAGUGCAGGGUCCGGAGAGCGUUGCAUUUGAUCCUCUUGGCCGUGGACCUUACACUGGUGUUGCUGAUGGCAGAGUUCUGUUCUGGGAUGGACAAUCUUGGACUGAUUUCGCCUAUACUUCCCCUAAUAGAUCAGAAAUAUGUGAUCCCAAACCUUCGCCUUUGAGUUACUUGAAGAAUGAGCACAUUUGUGGCAGGCCCUUGGGGCUUCGGUUUGACAAGAAAACUGGUGAUUUAUACAUUGCAGAUGCAUAUUUUGGGCUACUGAAGGUGGGGCCAGAAGGUGGUUUGGCAACUUCACUUACAACUGAAGCAGAAGGUGUACCGUUAAGGUUUACUAAUGAUCUAGACAUUGAUGAAGAAGGGAAUGUCUAUUUUACAGAUAGCAGCACCAAAUACCAGAGAAGGAACUUCAUGCAAUUGGUUUUCUCUGCAGAGGAUAGUGGGAGGCUUCUGAAAUACAAUCCAAACACAAAAGAAACCACAGUUCUUCUGAGAAAUCUUCAAUUUCCAAAUGGUUUGUCCCUAAGCAAGGACGGUUCCUUCUUUGUCUUUUGUGAAGGAUCCAUGGGCAGAUUACGCAAGUAUUGGUUGAAGGGUGAGAAAGCCGGAACUUCUGAGAUAUUUGCUAUUCUCCCUGGAUUUCCUGACAAUGUUAGAACCAAUGAAAAGGGUGAAUUUUGGGUUGCAAUCCACUGUCGCCGCUCCAUGUACACUUAUCUAUGUGCUUUAUACCCAAAAAUAAGGAAAUUUUUACUCAAACUCCCAAUUUCAGCCAAAAUACAAUUCUUGCUUCACAUUGGCGGCAAGCUUCAUGCAGUUGUUGCCAAGUACAGCCCAGAGGGUAAGCUUUUGCAGAUAUUGGAGGACAGUCAGGGGAAGGUUGUGAGAGCUGUCAGUGAAGUGGAGGAGAAAGAUGGGAAACUGUGGAUUGGGAGUGUUUUGAUGCCUUUCAUUGCUGUUUACAAAUUGCCUUGAAGUGUAAGAACCUUGCUGAUGAUGUGCUAUUGACUAUUGUUCUUUGACACUAGAGUUUGCUCCUUUUGUAUGGAUCGAUAUCAUCCCUCCUUCCCAUCCAUUCCCCUUUGUCUUUUCUCUUCUAGGUUCCUCCACUACUUGUUUUUCCUAUGUAAUAAUUUAAUAAUUCUCUCUUUUUUUUGGGUGAGAAGUUUUAGUAUAUUUCUAUUGUUUUGCUGUCACAGAGUGUCUUUUAUAUUAUUUUCUUUGUAAUAUUGGAAACAAUCUUGCUGUUGUGACUAAGAUAUGCAUAAAUAAUACUUACUGGAUAUACAAGUUAAUCCA